AUGCGUAUACCCCUCACACUCUUCGCUCUUGCUAGUACCUGCGUCUCCGCGCUCGCGCUCGACUUCAAGGGCCGCGUACAGUGGAACACGCAAUGUCCAAAUUUGAAAGCACUCGGUCAAACGAAGGUCGUGCUUGACAACGGAAAGUGGAGUGGAGGUGUAACACGGGAUGGCUCCUUCGUAAUACCGGAUGUCCCAGCAGGAACCUACGUUCUCUCAGUGCUCGCGCACGACCACUUCUUCGAGCAGAUGCGCGUAGACAUCUACGAGUCCGACACGCUCCCCGAAGUGCGGCCCUACUUCCCGGGCACACCGCUAUCCCCUGCAGCGCCCGCGACGCUGCCGUACCCGCUCGUGCUCUCGGCGCGCGGGCGAUACGACUACUUCGUCCCGCGCGAGUCGUUCAACGUGAUCGCGAUGUUCAAGAACCCUAUGAUGAUGAUGAUGCUCGGCGCGGGCGUGCUCGUGCUGCUCAUGCCGACCCUCAUGAAAAACAUGGAUCCGGAGGUCAUGGAAGAGUUCAAGGAGCGUCAUGCCAAGAUGACGAACCUCCAGAGCUCGCUACAGAGCGGAGACCUUGCUUCUGGAUUCUCGCAGCUGCUUGCUUCAGGUGACGAACCGAAAGCGGCGGCAUCAGGGCCUUCGAAGGGAGCGAGUUCCGGAGGCGCGAAGCAGCGCAGCGGCAAGGGCAAGAGGAGAUGA
Trametes versicolor FP-101664 SS1 is the source of this 702-nucleotide messenger RNA. RefSeq lists its product as uncharacterized. NCBI's taxonomy places the organism in Eukaryota, Fungi, Basidiomycota, Agaricomycetes, Polyporales, Polyporaceae. Gene Ontology annotation, molecular function: carbohydrate binding. The record is from RefSeq and is a predicted model, not a curated record. Bases 1 to 702 code for a protein of 233 amino acids. The transcript has 7 exons. Gene Ontology annotation, cellular component: EMC complex.